Candoia aspera is the source of this 709-nucleotide messenger RNA. It is a transcript of the gene CFAP90, whose product is annotated as cilia and flagella associated protein 90. NCBI's taxonomy places the organism in Eukaryota, Metazoa, Chordata, Lepidosauria, Squamata, Candoiidae. The transcript has 3 exons. The coding region runs from base 96 to 575 and encodes 159 amino acids. The record is from RefSeq and is a predicted model, not a curated record.
CUGCAAAUACACCAGCUGGGGAUGGGUGGGGGAUUAGUAGGGAGUUUAAAGCAGUCCAGCCUGCCACCCAGCCAAACACUGGGCUUCACGGGGGAAUGCAAGGAUCCCAGAAUGGGAAGGAACUGGAGGAAGAGGAAGAGUUGGAGGAACUGGGAGGCAUCAAUGAGACACUAGUAAGGAAACACCAGCUUCCACUUUCCGCACAGUCAGCCUUCAGCUACAUCCCACCCCGACGCAAGGACCCUCCUGAACACAGUUAUUUUCACCAGGAGAACAAGCCAGGAUUUUUUUCCCUGUAUGACUGCGUCUUCAGAAAACCGAUCGGCUAUGAUGCAAAGCUUCAUCGGUGUGACAGAGAACAUGCAAAAAGCAGAGGACUUCACAUUAAUGAUGAGGAAAAAAAAAGGCCUGUACCUGUCUUGUCCUCUUCUGAAUAUGGGCGGCGCAUAAACAAACCUGUGGAAGAGCUAAUCCGAGACCAUGUUCGCAUUAAUCAUGUACGGGCAGAAUUCUACAGAAAAAAUGGAAUAGCUUGCUUGGUGGAAAAAUGUGCCAGCACCAUUAAUCCAGCUUAAGGAUCUACUGUGAUAGACACCUAAGAGCAACAUGGUCUCAAAUUCCUGUAGUGUCCUGCUUGGAUUUAAAGCCAGUUCAAAUGUAACAUUAUACUAUCUUUAUGUAUUUAUUGCUGGGGUUUUAGCUAAAAUAG